AGUUAAAUCUCUGUUUACCGACCAGUGAAUAAGACGCAGUACAUAUCACAUAUCACAAGGAGUGUAUAUCAAUUUUUGUGUAGGAUUUUGGGAUUUUUAUGUUGAAAUUCUUUAACUAAAGGAAAGGAGAUAUACCAUUUUUGAAAACAUGUCUAGCGCACCUCCUCCGUACGAAGUGACACAACAGAGCUCGUAUGGCUACGACCAGACCCAGGCCCCGCCCCAGCAGGGCCAUACUGCGCAAACGACCACGGUAAUCGCCACAAGUCCUACGAUCGUCGUUGGCCCAGGGAGAUGUGGAGCGUGUGGGCAAGGCAUAAUCACAGAGAGCUACACCAUUCUGGGAAUCGUCCUCGCUGUCCUGUUCUUCCCGCUCGGUGUUAUUUGCUGCCUUAUGAUGACAGAGAGGCGCUGUGGUGCCUGUGGGGCCACGUAUUAGAUGGCGAGAUCUGACUUAAGAGGACAUUGAGUUGCUUAAUUUAAUAAUAAAUGUUUCCUAAAGUGCUACCGCUCAAAGUCAAUAAAAUUAAUAGAUAUAGUUAGUGUAGGUGCUAAUCAUCAUACAUGUGUUGCGGCAAGUUUGAUAACAAUCUGGUAAAUGCGAUGGUUUUUAAAAUAUUCUUAGCUCGUGACAAUUGAAACGGACUCUAUGUUGUUUUAUGUUUGAAUACUUCUUUCUCUGUUGUUUGUGUGUCAUAACCUUUUGACCUAUAUCACUGUUAAGCUUGUGUGUUAAACUGUCCAAGAAGGACAUGGUUCUUUAUAGUUACUAUGUUCUUGUUUUACUUGAUUUUGACCUCGAAUAUGUUUCGAGCUUUUAACGUGUUAAAGUCUUCACUAUUCUAUUUCAUUUAUAUGUAUUCUUCUUUUUUUCCAUUUUCAUUUAUUCACGGUUUUACCGGCUAAAUAUAUUAAUUAAAAAUGCAAUUUUUUUAAUAACAUUAGUUUUCAUAAUGAGAAAUUAUUGUGAAUUUAGCACGAAAUAUAAUUGUUUGACACAAAAUGCUGAAAAUGUAUACUUGAUUUUUCCCGAGAACAACUCGAUGAAAUGUUGCCUUGUAUCAGUCAAUAAUUCCAUAUAUACUUUAUACUGAUUCCAAUACAGACACUCCUAUGUAUAAUGAAACAGGUUGAUAAUUUUGAACAGUAUUACAAUAUCCUAAGGUUGUGAUUACUAAAGCCGGUUUACACAAAGCUUGUAGAAAUAAAUGAAUUUGUCUUCA
Mya arenaria is the source of this 1223-nucleotide messenger RNA. Its product is annotated as brain protein I3-like. The coding region runs from base 149 to 439 and encodes 96 amino acids. The record is from RefSeq and is a predicted model, not a curated record. NCBI's taxonomy places the organism in Eukaryota, Metazoa, Mollusca, Bivalvia, Myida, Myidae. The transcript has 3 exons.